This is a messenger RNA of Trifolium pratense (red clover), 1188 nucleotides long. RefSeq names its product ACT domain-containing protein ACR12. The record is from RefSeq and is a predicted model, not a curated record. The coding region runs from base 113 to 973 and encodes 286 amino acids. The transcript is spliced from 10 exons. Gene Ontology annotation, cellular component: chloroplast thylakoid membrane; chloroplast stroma. NCBI's taxonomy places the organism in Eukaryota, Viridiplantae, Streptophyta, Magnoliopsida, Fabales, Fabaceae.
UAUAAAAUAUAAAAUAAAAUUUGGAGAAAGCAACACAAAAAAUACAAAAAAGGAAAUACCUGUUCGUUCCAGUUAGGCAGGCAUAGGUUUCAUCAACUUCUCCUUCUCCGCCAUGGCUUUCACCAAUGCUUUUCUAGUUCCUUCAUUCUCCCUCCACACCACCAACUUUUCCGAUCCGUUCUCCAUUCUUCCACCAUCUUUUUCCUUCCACUUCCGCUCCUCCUCCUCCUCUUCCUCCUCCAGGACCAACAACAACAACAAGAAUAUUAUAUAUGCUUCUUCGUAUGACUUGAAUGCAGUAGAUUCAGCUUCACCGAUAUCCAGUAAAAAUCUUGAUAGUGUUCCAAUGCCAAUAGUUCUGAUAGAUCAAGACUCGGAUUCUGAAGCAACAAUUGUUCAGCUUAGCUUUGGUGAUCGCCUUGGAGCUCUUCUUGACACGAUGAAAGCAUUGAAAGAUUUAGGAUUGGAUGUUUCAAAGGGAACUGUCUCCACGGAGGGGCCAGUGAAACUAACGAAAUUCUUUAUUACAGAAUCAGACACUGGGCGCAAAGUCGAAGAUCCGGAUAUGUUAGAGAGAAUUCGACUUACCAUUAUCAACAAUUUGUUGCAGUAUCAUCCUGAGUCUGGUGAACAACUAGCCCUGGGUGAAGUGUUUGGACUAAAGGCUCCAAAUAAGAAGCUUGGUAUUGAAAUUGCAACUCAUAUUCAAGUUAAGGAAGAUGGGCCCAAGAGGAGCUUGCUGUACAUCGAGACAGCAGAUAGGCCGGGAUUGCUAGUUGAAAUCAUUAAAGUUAUUGCCGAUGUGAACAUCGAUGUUGAGUCGGCCGAGAUUGAUACAGAAGGUUUGAUUGCUAAGGAUACAUUUCAUGUCAGUUAUGGUGGGGCUGCAUUAAACAGAUCAAUGUCUCAGGUUUUGGUGAACUGUCUGCGUUACUACCUUCGGAUGCCAGAAACAGAUAUUGAUAGUUACUGAGGAUACCACAUUUACUUGUAUAAUAUCAAAUUCAAAUGUAACAGUUCUUGUACCAAAUUGUAAGUGAGCUCCAUAUUAUUAUGACCUAAGAAGCAUACAUCUCACUUUUAAAUCUGGCAGCUUCAUUGCUACCAGAUUAUGGAAUGAAAACAUGUUGAAAUGAAUGUAUCUGUCUGAAUUUGAAAUUAUUUAUGGGGGAGAAUAUUACAAUUAUA